ACAAUAAAACUGGGUUUCUACAAACAUUUCUUUCCCUUCUUUUUCUCAUACAACUCUAAAGAACCUUCUUGUUUCAAGUAACUAGUUUUCACAUCUUCCUCAACACCUUUCUCUUUCUAUAACUUCAACCAUAACACACCUUGUGUUGUGUGGCUUUUAGGUAAACAAACAAUAACAACUACUUCAAAUAAUCUUUAGGGUUUCAAGAUUCCUCUCAUAGUCAAAUAUGAAGGCACCGACUCUUAACUAAGAAAAACCUCUUUUUCUUUCUCUUAGCCUCCAUUUUCAACCUCAUAAAUCUCUCUCUCAAAAAAAAUAUAUAUCUUCCAUAUAUUAUCAAACUAUAUAUUUUUCUUGAUUUUUUUGUGAGAUCUAGAAGUUAUAAUUAGAAGAAUUGGAGAGUUGAUAAUUUUGAUGGAGUUGUUGCAAGAAGUGAAAGGCUAUUCACAAGAGGAAGAGGAAGAAGAAGAAAUCAUAACAAGAACAACAAAAGAAGAUGAAAACAGUAGUAAGCAACAAUUACAACACUGCCCUUUUUCUUCUUCUCCUUCUAAUUUCUCUUUAUCUUCUUCUUCACCUUCAACAACUCAUCAUCAUCAUCAUAAUCAUAAUCAUGAUGUCACAAAUCAAUGGCUAGGAAUCAAUCAUCAUCAUCAUCACUCUCCUGAGUCUCACAAUUCAUCUUCUGGUGGAUUAGGGCUAUUACACCAACAUCAUCAUCAUCAUCAACAUCAAGAUGCUACAACAACAACAACAACCUCGAAUUUCAAAAAUCAAACAAGUUUAAAACAAAUUGAUUUCAUGGAAUUAUCACUAGGUAGCAACAGCAGCAUCAUCAACAAAGAUCCUAGUUCUUCGAAUGCAAACAUAAACAACCUACAUCAACCGCAAGAGCAGCAACAGCAACAACCUAGUACUCAUGAAAAAGAGCACAUGUUCGACAAAGUUGUAACCCCGAGUGAUGUUGGAAAACUGAACCGUUUAGUGAUACCGAAACAGCAUGCUGAGAAGUAUUUCCCUCUCGAUUCAACCUCGAAUGAGAAAGGCCUUCUUCUCAAUUUCGAAGAUCGAAAUGGAAAAUUGUGGAGAUUCAGAUACUCUUAUUGGAACAGUAGUCAAAGCUAUGUCAUGACAAAAGGUUGGAGCCGUUUUGUCAAAGAGAAAAAACUUGAUGCCGGUGACAUUGUUUCGUUUCAACGAGGCGUUGGCGAUUUGUUUCGACAUCGAUUGUUUAUCGAUUGGAGGAGGAGAACUAAUCAUAACCAUAAUAUGGAUCCUUCAGCAACACUUUUCACUCCUUUCUUUCUUCCUAAUCAACAGCAAUAUUCUAUUAGAUGGGGAGGUGCUAAUAGUAGAUUCUACUCACUUCCUUAUCCUUCACCACAAUCACAAAGGUUACAACAACAAAAUCUUCAUGACCCUUUACAGAAUCAGAUGAAUUACAAUUACCAAAUGUAUCCAUUUCACCAACAAGGUGUUAAUGCGAAUCCGAAUUACAAUUUUCAUCAUCAUGAUCCAAGUUCUCUCUUUUACAUGAGAUCAUCGUUACCAUCGGCGCCGUCGAUGGUUGAUCAAGGAAGCUUAACAAGACAACAAGGAGGAGGAGGAGGAGGAGUAGGAGUAGGAGGAGACAAUGUUCCAAACAUGAUUAUUGAUUCUGUUCCUGUUUCUCAUCAUUAUCAUCAACAACAUGGUGGUUUUUCUAGCAGUGGAAAUUUUACUAGUUCUAGUACAAUGGCUAGUAGUAGUAUUAAUGGUGCUGCAAAAAGGUUAAGGUUGUUUGGUGUGAACAUGGAAUGUGGAUCUUCAACAAGUGAUGAUAAUUUGCCUAAUUCACUUCCUUCUUCUUCAAAUUUGAGAGAAACAUUUUCAACAUCAUCAACAACAUUUGAAGAGGACAAGAAAAGAGAAGCUUCAUUGAUUUUUGGUUUAGACCCUUCUUUGCAAUAUCAUAAUUUCCAUCAACAAUGAUGAAAUGAAAAAAACCAAAAAAAAAAAAAAAAAGAAGCAAAAAAAAAAAUAA
Messenger RNA from Vicia villosa (hairy vetch), 2023 nucleotides. RefSeq names its product B3 domain-containing transcription factor NGA1. The record is from RefSeq and is a predicted model, not a curated record. The transcript is spliced from 2 exons. Lineage: Eukaryota; Viridiplantae; Streptophyta; Magnoliopsida; Fabales; Fabaceae. Bases 415 to 1971 code for a protein of 518 amino acids. Gene Ontology annotation, molecular function: DNA-binding transcription factor activity; DNA binding.